UUAAUAGGAGCAAGGCACUACUGACCAGUCUCAGUGGAGAGAGAGAGAGAGUGUUGGAACACAGGGAGUGAAACAUUCAAGACUCAAAUGUCUACAAUCAGCGGAGAUGUAUUGCUGACAUCAGCAUUCAUGGCGUAUGGAGGUUACUUUGAUCAACAGUUUCGUCACAGUCUCUUCACAUCUUGGGCCACUCACCUCCAGGAGGCUAGGAUAUCUUUUAGACCUGAUCUAGCAAGAGGUGAAUAUUUAUCUAAUGGAGAUGAGAGACUAAGAUGGCUUCCUAACUCCUUACCAGCUGAUGAUCUUUGGACUGAGAAUGUCAUCAUGAUCAAGAGAGUCAACAGGUAUCCAUUGAUAGUUGAUCUGUCCGGUCAAGCAACUGAAUUUAUUAUGAAUGAGUACAAAGACAAGAAGAUUACCAAAACAAGGUUCUUAAAUCCAAGAGACCAGACAUUGAUGAGAAGAGAUGCGACCUACUUAAGCUUCAAGGUGAGUUCCUCCUUCGUUUGUGUCACCUUGAGAAGAGUCUCCUCACUGCAUUGAACGAGGUCAAGGGUCGUAUCCUAGACAACAACAGAAUCAUUACUGAGCUUGAGACUCUUAAGGAAGAGGCUCCAGAAGUUCAGAGGAAGAUGGAGGAGACUGAUACUGUAAUGGCUGAAGUUGACAGAGUCUCCCAGCAA
This is a messenger RNA of Amphimedon queenslandica, 683 nucleotides long. RefSeq names its product cytoplasmic dynein 1 heavy chain 1-like. The transcript is spliced from 5 exons. Gene Ontology annotation, cellular component: axonemal dynein complex. The record is from RefSeq and is a predicted model, not a curated record. NCBI's taxonomy places the organism in Eukaryota, Metazoa, Porifera, Demospongiae, Haplosclerida, Niphatidae. Bases 88 to 543 code for a protein of 151 amino acids. Gene Ontology annotation, biological process: microtubule-based movement. Gene Ontology annotation, molecular function: dynein light intermediate chain binding; dynein intermediate chain binding.